UUUCAUAAAUGUUGCGUUUUAUAGAUCACAGUGCUCAUGUAUAUGGCAUCAUUGUCUUGAACUGCUAUGUGAUACCUUAAAUAGUUUUGGGCAAAAUGGCGGAAAGUGAGCAGGAUUCAACUGUGAAUCAGGAACAAAGCGCCAAACAAGUCGAGCCGGACAACAUUCAGGCUGAUGAUGAGAAAAGACCAGAGAAAGACAUGACUGAUGUGAUGCGGGGCAGCAGCUCUCUCCUGGCACCGGAGGGUGUCCAGUCUCCCCCGCAGCCACAGCCCAGACCACGCCCAAAGAAAGCCCCAGAGUUGCCCAUAUUUGAAUGUAAGAACUGGCUGAUCCACCAGCACUACAUCAGGAAGGAGUACGGGCUGUGUAAGUCUUUGAUAAAGGAAGAGCUUCAAGAAAGCCAAGGAAUGUGUGAAUAUGCUAUUUAUGUCCAAGCACUGAUCAUGAGACAGGAAGGGAACAUCCAGGAGUCCCUGGAGCUGUUCCAAACCUGCUCACUUCUCAACCCACAGAGUGUGGAGAAUCUCAAACAAGUGGCACGGUCCUUGUUCCUUCUGGGCAAGCACAAAUCUGCCAUAGAUGUUUACAAUGAAGCAUCCAAAAUGAACAUGAAAGACUGGGAAAUCUUCCACAACCUCGGUGUGUGCUACUUGUUCCUGAAGGAGUACAGCAAGGCUAAAGAGAACCUGAAGCUGGCCAUCCAGUACAGCCGACAUGAGGUGUCCUUCCAGAUGCUGGCAAGAGUCUACCUACUGGAGCAUGAUGUGGAUAUGGCUUUGGACAUCUACAAGAGAGCUGUAGAAUUCUCUCCUGAAAACCCAGACCUUCUCACAAGCCUAGGUCUGCUGUAUCUCCAAACAGGACAGUUCCAAAGAGCGUUCGAGCACCUUGGAAAUGCACUUACUUAUGAUCCUGUCCAUGUAAAGGCCAUCAUGGCGGCAGGGUCCAUGAUGCAGACCCAUGGAGACUUCGAUGUGGCUCUGACCAAGUACAGGGUGGCUGCUGCCAGCACACCCGAGAGUGCUCCGCUGUGGAACAACAUCGCCAUGUGCUUCUUUGGAAAGAAGAAAUAUGUAGCAGCCAUCAGCUGCCUGAAGCGAGCGGUGUACCUGGCACCGUUCGACUGGAAGGUUCAGUAUAACCUGGGCCUGGUGCAUCUCACUAUGCAGCAGUAUGCUUCUGCCUUCCACUACCUCAGUGCUGCUAUCAAUAUCCGCCCCAAGAUGGGAGAACUGUACAUGCUGCUGGCAGUUGCCCUGACUCACCUGGAAGAUGAACAGAAUGCCAGGAGAGCCUAUGAGCAGGCAGUCCUCUUGGAUCAGAAAAAUGCGUCCGUGAACCUGAACUAUUGCCUGUUCCUGAUGAACCAUGGUGAGCGGAAGGCGGCUGUGCGUCAGUUCUCUGUUUUUGAGCAGAAGCUACAGGAGGCCAGGAAACACUCCAAUAGUGUCGACCAAGAGCUGUUGGACAUGGCAGCACGGUUGGGUCCUUCUCUGCACUUGGGUGAGAACUUGGUGUGGAACAAACAGCAGGGUGCUGAUGGAGCCAACUCCCAGCCUCCCAGCAGGGCACCCCUGCCUGCCGCACACACAAACGAUGUUCCUCCCGCAGUGGACACAGCUGUACCAACAGCGCCCCCGGCAGAACUGGAGCCAACUGCACCUCCUGAAUCUGACCUGGAUGCCUUACCCAGCCCCCCCUCCCACCCAGUGGAGGAGGAAACAGACAGCAGGAGAGAAGCUCCACGGAGAGUAGCAAUGGAGGCAGACUGAGGGCUUACAUGUACAUGGGCAUUAUUAGCACUGCUAUAGUUGUGCUUAUGUCACCAAAAUACAGCAUUUCAGCCAUAAUUGUACUGACCUACAUGUAAGAUGUUGAAUAACAUAAGAAGGCUGUAUAUUUUGUCUAUGUUCAGUACAAUUCUGGCUGAAAUGCACAACUAUAGCAGUGCUAGUAAGGCCCAAAGUCAUAUUCCCAUUUCUUGAUUCCUGCCAUCAGGUAAUCAAGAUAAUUUCUGCCCUUAAGUAAACACUGUCUAGUUGGUUCUAAACUGCCAUUCGCAAAAAACAUUUUGAAAAGCAGAAACGCAAAGUUACAUGAAACUGUGCUUUUGUAUGUACUUCACGAUGAUUACACACUGUGUGCUUAUCAAAAGAACAGUU
Branchiostoma floridae (Florida lancelet) is the source of this 2165-nucleotide messenger RNA. Its product is annotated as Bardet-Biedl syndrome 4 protein-like. The transcript has 14 exons. Gene Ontology annotation, cellular component: ciliary basal body. The record is from RefSeq and is a predicted model, not a curated record. Gene Ontology annotation, molecular function: protein binding. Bases 96 to 1775 code for a protein of 559 amino acids. Gene Ontology annotation, biological process: protein localization to cilium; cilium assembly. NCBI's taxonomy places the organism in Eukaryota, Metazoa, Chordata, Leptocardii, Amphioxiformes, Branchiostomatidae.